GUUGCAAUUUCUUUCAUCCCGACCAUUUAUUUACUCGUGGACAUUUUUUACCGGGCUAGAAAAAACGUCCUGACUUACCUAAUGCCACGAGUACCUACGGCUAGCAUAGUGGGCCGCUACGAUGUAUCUACGAAUUCCUACGGACUCGUUACGAACAUUCUGCGGGUUUGAAUCAAGGGGAAAACUCGGGAGAAUUUGUGAAUAACUCGUGAAAGUGGGACAGGCCCUUAACCAGGAGGAUGGAGGAAACGAUUCAGAGCCUCAUUGAAAAACAAAUAUAACAACCCCCCAACCAUUUGUGGGAUCCCCUGGCUCAUGACAGUUCAUAACAAGAGGAGGGGGUAUUGGGGAAGGCACUGAGCACCUGCAGGCCUGUCAUCAGGACUAUACACACAAACCCAGCGUCCACCUCCCAACUGACCCACCCCACCAGUUCUGUCAAGCAUCUCCUGCCCCUGUGGCUGGCCAAGUCAACAGCUUCAGAUCUGGAGUGAAGUACGCCUUCCUCCACCUGAUGGAUUGCCUGUGAAGAAGUGACUCAAUCAGUAAAGUGGAUAUCUGAGAUGCUUCAUUUUGCAGAGAGCUAUCAAUUUCCCAACAUUAUUAUUAGUUUAGCUUCAGAACAUUUACAGAUAUUUUAUGGUUCCUUGACUAGAAAAUUGUUUUAAAUGUCUACUUUCUCUAUUGAUAUAAAUAAAUAAGUAAUAUCAUUCUUUUAAUCAAUUUCAAAUUUAACAAUCACAUCAAAGAUUGGUUUCUAAAAAAUCCCAGUCACCUUCUCAUUUCAAAAAUAAAGGACAGAGUAUUAACAUAGUGAACAAAAAGUGUUCAUUGUGCCACCCUCAGCCCCUAUUGCCCCCAUCCACAAAAUGUCCUACUGUCUUCCUUAAUAUUUCCCAAUCCUUUCCCCUUUCUAUCAACUGCCAUACCUCGCCUAGCCUAUCCCUGGCAUAAUAUUACCUGCAAGAGAUAUGAAAAGGAUAUCACCAGCUAUUAUUCUGUCAGCUUCUUUCCCUAUCAAAUAUUACACAUGAUAUGACAUCAUGGAGCUGUAUUACUUGUGGAUUCCUUCCUCUAUUACAUCAGUCUGGAUUGUACUGAACCACAGCCAGGCUUUCAUAGAGAACUGCUGGCCAACAGCUUGACAUGGGUCAAUAUGUUCCUGCUACACCAAUUCAGUGCAAUGCUUGAAAUCAGGAAUGAUGUGAUCAGGAGGACAAAUGCACAUUUUUCUCACCUUCCAUUCCACUGCUUGAUCCAACAUUGAGUCCAGAGGUUAAGAUCAGUCAUUCAACCAGUGCAUGAAUGGAGAGGAUUUCAAAGCUGCAGAGGCCGGUAGUGAUCUACAGAAAGGGAAAAAUCGAAGGAUGGCUUUCCCACAGCCAAAACCUGCCGAUGGAAAAAUUAUAAUAUACCCUCCUGGUGUUAAGGAAAUUACUGACAAGAUAUCCAACGAUGAAUUGGUCAAAAGGCUAAAGAUGGUGGUUAAAACAUUCAUGGAUAUGGAUCAAGACUCUGAAGAUGAAAAACAACAGUAUCUUCCUUUGGCCUUACAUUUGGCUUCAGAAUUCUUUCUCAGGAACCCCAACAAAGAUGUCCGUCUGCUUGUGGCAUGCUGUUCGGCUGAUAUCUUCAGAAUAUAUGCUCCAGAAGCUCCUUACACAUCUCAUGACAAACUUAAGGAUAUUUUCAUGUUCAUUACCCGGCAACUUAAGGGAUUGGAGGAUACCAAAAGUCCACAAUUUAAUAGAUACUUUUAUUUAUUGGAGAACCUGGCAUGGGUAAAGUCCUAUAAUAUCUGUUUUGAACUUGAGGAUUGUAAUGAAAUUCUUAUACAGCUCUUCAGGACCCUCUUCUCGGUGAUAAACAACAGCCACAAUCAGAAGGUUCAGAUGCAUAUGUUGGAUUUGAUGAGUUCUAUCAUCAUGGAAGGAGAUGGAGUAACUCAGGACCUACUGGACUCCAUUCUUAUCAACCUUAUUCCUGCACACAAGAACGUGAACAGGCAAGCUUAUGAUUUAGCUAAAACACUCCUGAAGAGAACUGCACAAACAAUUGAACCAUGUAUUGCCAGUUUUUUUAACCAGGUCCUAGUUCUGGGAAAGUCUUCCGUCAGUGAUUUGUCUGAACAUGUGUUUGAUCUCAUUAUGGAGCUUUUUGCUAUUGAUCCUCAUCUACUGCUGUCAGUUAUGCCACAGCUUGAGUUUAAGCUGAAGAGCAAUGAUGGUGAAGAGCGAUUGGCUGUUGUUCGACUAUUGGCAAAACUAUUUGGUGCCAGGGAUUCGGAGCUUGCAACACAAAAUCGGCCCCUGUGGCAGUGUUUCUUGGGACGAUUUAAUGACAUUCAUGUUCCUGUGCGACUGGAAUGUGUGAAGUUUGCAAGUCAUUGUCUGAUGAAUCAUCCAGAUUUAGCCAAAGAUCUUACAGACUACUUGAAGGUUCGAUCACAUGAUCCAGAAGAGGCAAUCCGGCAUGAUGUCAUUGUAACAAUAAUUACAGCAGGAAAGAAAGAUUUAUCACUGGUGAAUGACCAGCUGCUUGGAUUUGUGAGAGAGAGAACACUUGACAAAAGGUGGCGGGUGCGGAAAGAAGCAAUGAUGGGCUUGGCCCAGUUAUACAAAAAGUACUGUCUACAUGCAGAAGCUGGGAAAGAGGCUGCUCAGAAAGUGAAUUGGAUCAAAGAUAAACUCCUGCAUAUCUAUUACCAGAACAGCAUUGAUGACAAGUUAUUGGUGGAAAAAAUCUUCGCUCAAUAUCUUGUUCCUCAUAAUUUGGAAACUGAAGAAAGAAUGAAGUGUCUCUAUUACCUUUAUGCUUCCUUGGACCCAAAUGCAGUAAAAGCAUUGAACGAAAUGUGGAAGUGCCAAAAUAUGCUGAGGAGUCAUGUCCGGGAGUUAUUAGACCUGCAUAAACAACCUGCUUCAGAAGCUAACAAUAAUGCAAUGUUUGCCAAACUGAUGGCCAUAGCAAAAAAUUUGCCUGACCCAGGAAAAGCACAGGAUUUCAUGAAGAAAUUUAACCAAGUCCUGGGUGAUGAUGAGAGGCUGCGCACUCAAUUGGAGCUGCUGAUUAGUCCUGCCUGCUCUUGCAAGCAAGCAGAAGUCUGUGUGAGAGAAAUUACACGUAAACUUGCAAAUCCCAAGCAGCCGACUAAUCCCUUCCUGGAAAUGGUGAAAUUCUUACUAGAAAGGAUUGCACCUGUGCACAUUGACUCAGAAGCCAUCAGCUCUUUAGUGAAACUAAUGAACAAAUCCAUAGAAGGGACUGCAGAUGAUGAAGAAGAGGGUGUGUCACCUGAUUCUGCAAUUAGGGCAGGCUUGGAGUUGCUUAAGGUUUUAUCAUUCACACAUCCUACCUCCUUCCACUCUUCAGAGACAUAUGAAUCGCUCUUGCAGUGUCUAAAAAUGGAGGAUGAUAAAGUUGCUGAAGCUGCUAUUCAAAUCUUUAGAAACACGGGGCACAAAAUAGAGACAGACCUUCUACAAAUUCGUUCUUCGCUCAUUCCUAUUCUGCAUCAGAAAUCAAAAAGGGGCACCCCUCGCCAAGCUAAGCAAGCAGUUCAUUGCAUUCAUGCCAUCUUCACAAACAAAGAAGUACAAUUGGCACAGAUCUUUGAGCCACUAAGCAAAAGCCUAAAUGCUGACACCCCAGAACAACUCGUAACUCCGCUCGUCUCAUUGGGACAUAUUGCUAUGUUGGCACCCGAUCAGUUUGCCUCUCCAAUGAAGUCAGUAGUCGCAAAUUUUAUCGUCAAAGAUUUACUUAUGAAUGACAGGUUCCCUGGAGGGAAAAAUGGUAAAUUGUGGAGUCCAAAUGAUGAAGUCUCUCCAGAAGUACUAGCAAAGGUUCAGGCCAUAAAACUUUUGGUACGGUGGUUAUUAGGAAUGAAGAAUAAUCAAUCUAAAUCUGCCAAUUCUACACUUCGACUGUUAUCAGCCAUGCUGGUUAGUGAAGGUGACCUAACGGAACAGAAAAAGAUAAGUAAAUCUGAUAUGUCUCGAUUACGGUUGGCUGCAGGAUGUGCUAUACUAAAACUUGCACAAGAACCUUGCUAUCAUGAAAUUAUCACCCCAGAGCAGUUCCAGCUUUGUGCACUUGUUAUUAAUGAUGAGUGUUACCAGGUGAGGCAAAUCUUUGCUCUGAAACUUCACAAAGCCCUUGGAAAACUGAUGCUCCCACUAGAAUAUAUGGCAGUGUUUGCACUGUGUGCCAAGGACCCCGUGAAAGAACGAAGAGCACAUGCUAGACAGUGUCUCCUAAAAAAUAUAAGUAUACGGAGAGAAUAUAUUAAACAGAACCCAAUGGCUCAUGAGAAGCUUUUGUCGUUAUUACCGGAAUAUGUCGUUCCAUACACAGUUCAUUUGCUUGCCCAUGAUCCAGAUUUUACUAAAACACAGGAUAUUGAACAGCUGCGUGAUAUUAAAGAGUGCCUGUGGUUCAUGUUGGAAGUUUUAAUGGCAAAAAAUGAAAAUAAUAGCCAUGCUUUUAUCAGAAAAAUGGUGGAGAACAUCAAACAAACCAAGGAUGCCCAGGCUCCUGAUGAUGGCAAAAUGAAUGAGAAACUCUACAUUGUGUGUGAUGUGGCUCUUACUGUCAUCACAAGCAAAAGUACAACAUAUAAUCUGGAUUCUCCGAAGGAUCCUGUACUGCCAGUGAAGUUCUUCACCCCACCUGACAAAGAUUCCUGCAAUAAUAAGUGCUACUUGUCAGAUGAAACAAAGACGCUAUUACUCACAGGGAAGCCCAAACCAGCAUCAGUAUUGGGUGCGGUAAACAAACCUUUGUCAGCUGCUGGUAGAAGGCCACAAACCAGAACACCGGGGUUGGAAACAGGAAGCAAUAUAAGUGGAAACUCCGCACCUAACUCGCCAGCUACAAACAGGGGAAGGGAACAAAAUUCAGAAGUUCCAGAAACUGAAGUUAGCGAAAAUGAAGAACAUCCAGUAAUAUUGCUUACAGUGGUCCCAACUAAAACAGACAAGAAAGAUGAACCAGUUAAAAAUAAGGAGAUGUCCUCUGAACAGUCUUUACCACCACAGACCAGUACAGAACGUGGAAAGAAAAGGACAGCACCUGCAGCUGGCUCAGAGAAUAUUCAACAGAUACCAGAAGAGAAGAAAUCUGAAGAAACUGCAGCACCAGUUCCCCCCAAAGCAAGACGAGGUCGUCCUCCCAAAGCUGUGUCAGAAAGUAAUUCUGCAAAGAAUGCAGAUACAAACAAACCAUCAGGUAGAGGCAGGAAAAGAGUUGCAGCCAACCAGGAAAGCCCUGCGGAACCAGAAACAACAACUAUUAAAGUACCAAAACAGCAAGAAACAAAUGUUAAGAGAGCACCAGCACCAAGACAGAUGGAUCUACAAAGAAUCCAGGUUUUGGACAGUGAUGGAUACUCAGUGAUGGAACUAGAGUCAACUCCAGAGAGUUCAGCUGAGGAACUGGAUUUGUUCAAAUCCUGUGAGAGCAGUCAGAAUGAGAUUGAUAACCCAGAGCUAGCAGAGGGAAGCUUCCUAAAGGUAAGAAGAAAGCCCAUGCCAAAGGGAAGGAGACAAAGGCUGUAGAAAAGAAGUAUUCCUUGCCACUGAGGGAAAUGUACCACAUAAAAGGAUUGAGAUACUAUACUAAAUCUUAAAUUAGUUUACACAACUCCUCACCCUCAAAAUAUCAGGACAACACUGCAUCAGAGUUUGGGUUAUAUAUUAAGAAGAUAUUAUUGAACUCAUUCAUUUAAAUUUUAACGGAAAAUUUAACUUUUGCAAUGUUGUAGGGUCGGCAUUGUAAUUCCCUGAGGUUAUUUUUAUGCAGUAUCUUUAGAUGUUAAGAUUACUUAACAAUUCUUGACACUCUUAAAAAUAAUCACUAGAUUAAGAUUUUGUUACAAAUGUCUCAUGUAACCAUUUUAAUUAUGCUUUAGUAAUUUGCUGCAACAGUUUUACCUUCCAAAGUAAGUUAUUAUACUGACUUGUGAAGUCGGCAAUGGUGCAUUAUAAAGUCACAUGUUACUAUUAAUUUUUGCAGGCAGAAGCAUUUGUAUUAUUUAAAAUAGUCCCAAUUUGAAUAUAAUUUGAUUUUGGUGAGUGAAAGAAUAAAGCUGUGGAUAAAAGAGCAGUUGAAUAUGUGCUUAUAAUAUUUGAAGCUACUGCCAUAAACGUUGUAGUAAAGAUUUAAACGGUGUAAUACUGAAGUCUGCCGUUAAGUUGGGGAUAUUUUUGACACUGUUCUCUAAAAUUUGCACUGAGUCCACAUUGUUUUAUCCUUUAUAAAAUGAAUCUCAGCAGGAUUUCUGUAUCAGUAUACUGUCCAGAAUCUGUGUUUGCAAAAAUGUUUUUCUGUAAUUUAUAUUGACAGUUAAUGAAACUUGCACAGAAUUUUUUUGUGAAUACAGAAUUAAAUCUGGUGAUAGCAGUUGUUUUGCAAAUGCUGCCUUUUAAAUAAUUAUUCCCUCAAUGUAUCCUCGUGUUUAUCUGCUUGCCUUCCUCUACCAGGGAAAGUGGGGUUAAUCUGAUCCAAGCAUUUCUCCACAGUUGCCAAUGUGCUGCUUUAGUUGGCCAACAUGCCAGCACGCUUUCUAGGAUGGAAUUGGGCUGCUGCACCUUUCUGUGUACCCCUCCCUUCCAUGGCCGAGCAUUCUAUACAGCAACGCUCUCCUAUCUGGCAGCUUGACUGAUCAUUGGUCAAGCUUAACCUUUACAGCAAGCCAAAUUCAAAUGUUGUUCAAGCAAGUGUUUUAAUUUGUGGUUUCAAGGGUCCCGGUGAGGAGUUCAAUACUCUAUUUAAAGGGUUUUCUUGAAUUUCACCUAAUGUUGAAUAGUGGAAAGAGUCAAAAUUAGAACAGGAUCUUAAAGCAUUUCCUCUAUCCUAACAUUACUUUUUAAAACCUGCUUUUAGUACUUUUAAUUUAUGAAAUUUUAUCAAGAGGCCUUUUAUGUUCUACUUUCUUAUAAAACUAUAUUGCUCUGAAAGGUAACGGAAACGUUUUGAGUUUCAGAUUUUGUAUCAGAUCUUGAAGUGAAUGAGGUACUUUUGAAAGACCAGUUUUAUGACGAGUUGUUCAAGUUACCAGGCUCUGUAACCAAUGAUGUAAAAAAUGAAGUGUUCUAGAGAAAAAAAUUGGAUUUUGGCAGCUUGUGAAGACAGUUCAACAGUUCAAAUUGUUAAUGCAUUUAAGUGAGUGUUUUAUUGAUAUGUUGAAUUUUUUAAGCUAUUUUUCACUAGUUUGUCUCCCAGUUCACAUUCAUCUUUGUUUAUUUUGGUGAAAUUAUUUGCAGUUGCAUCAAUGUUAUGAUUCCAGACAUUGUUCAUUGUAGUUAAUGUGUACAUUUUGAUGUACACAUGAUCAUAUUUAAGUUUUUGUUGCAUAAAGAAAUAAAUGCUUCUUAGGUGUCUCCUGGUUUCUGUUUCUCUCUCUCAAAACCUGUACUCCUGAAUAACCAAAACGGGACAGAUUAACAGCGAGAGAUGGAUAUUUAAAGUAAUUCAGGCUAUCUUCAAAAAAUAUAAUGGCCUGGAGUCAGGAGCGGGGAAGGAGAAACUGUCCAGGGAGGAUGAGCCUAUUUCGAUUACUGGGAAAUUUAAUCCAUCUCUACCAUACAGCAUGAACCUGAACCUCUUGCAUUUUCCUUCACCCAGCACACUUCAUCAAAAAUGCAUAUUAGACAGGAAAUUAUAGACCUGCAUUUUUCGUGAGCUUUUGGACUGCCUAUGACAUUUUCUUUCAACAAUCGUCCUUUCCGAAAGACCAGAGCUGUCCGGAACUCCAUGCCUUUAAGAGAUUAAGCAGACCCAAGCCAUAAAUGUUACUGUGUGCGACUGGUUUACUGAUUCAUGUUGAGUUAUAUUAAUGCUACAUAAAUCAAAGAAUUGAGAAUUACGUUAAUCCAAAAUUAUCCAAAAUUAUACUGUGGGGCUGGCUUUUAUUUCAUUUAAUGACGAGUCCAACAUCAGUUUUAAAUUUAAUCUCCAUUAUCCUGUAUCUCUAAAUAACGCUGUAUAUGAUUCCUUAGCUUUUAUGUAAAUUUUCUUCUCCCGUGUUCAGUUUAAGUGCAUGGAAAUAAAACAUCAUUUUAUCAGACACUGCAAGUAAUAUGGAAACGUUUACUGCCCAACUUUGGAAUUUGCAGUUAAACACAAGUAAUCACCGUGUCAAGGCAGGUACCAUUUUUUAUUUUGCUCUUUUUCAAAACAUAUAGUAACUGAUUUACCCCCUGUUCUGAAUAGUGCCUUACCAGACCUGUCAAGUAUGUACAAUUUCAAUGAUGUUCCUGGCAUCUGAUUCUAUGAUUUAAGCAGAAGCUUUAAACUCUCAAAAAUAAUUUAAUGCAAUUAUCUUGUUUGCUGAAUGACUAGUCUGAUAAGUACACCCCAUCUCAUUGGCUGUUGGUCAAAGUUCGAGCAAGGGGUGUUUGUAUUGCAGGAAAACAAUACUUUGUGAAUUUUGGCAAUUUGUGACUGCGGUGAUAUUUGUCUUUAGACUUGCACACUAUCUGGCAAGAACUUUUCAAAUUCGAUAUUCUUUACCCAGAAAAUAAAUAGAAGUAAAAUGGAAAAGCCCUUGUUUUGUUUGAAACUAAAUUUGAAAUCUGGUUUAAAAAAAAUUAAGAAUAGAACAAAGUUUCAAAUUGCCUAAGUAUUUGGUCUCCAUGAAAAUGUGUGUGUUUGAAGAUGGGGAGGAGGGUGGUUGGUGUGUACAUGGUGUUCCUGGGUUACAAAUGCCUGUUACAAACGAGCUCCCAUAAUAUUAAAUUCAAAAGUCAAUCUGCAAACAACAGAUCUGGUUUCUUCUUUCUCCACUUUGAGGAAUUGUUCUAAUCUAUGUUUUUUUGUUGCCACUCAUUAUAAUACUGCGGCAAUCUGGCUAAGAUCUUGAGUGAUGUUUGUGCAUUUUUCGACUUGCGUACAAAAUCCAAUUAUGGACAUCUGUAAAAAUGGAACUCAUUUAUUACCCAGGGAUAGCCUUAGCCAUUGCGUCCAACGCUGUUGUUCCACUUGGAAAAGAGAGGGAAUUUGCUGCUUGAGAAAUAAAUUAAAGAUGCAGGUAUACUUUGCCUCCAGUUGGGUGUAUUGGACUAAUCCAAUUGACAUUACAGAUCAUCUUUGCUGCUUCCAGAAACAUCUCCACAGAAUGAAUAAUGUUUGGGGAAAUGUGAUUUAGGAGAGUCAGUGUUUUGGUAAUAAAAAACGGUGUUGGAAACACUCAACAGGCUAGGUGGCAUCUAUGGAAAGAGAAACAGUUAAUGUUUCUAGUGAUCGGGUGGUAUUACAGAUUUCCGGUAUCUGCAGAAUUUGAUUUUCAUCUUAGCAAUGAACAUUUUUGGUAAUUAACUUUUGGUCUUAACACAGUGGGUGAAACAGGCAGCAAAUGUCCAAAGAUAAUCGCUUGGAUACUUUUCUGGAGAAAUGUGCUCUUGAGCUCCGCCAAUUAUAGCCGCAGAUCCCAGUAAAAAUGACAGUAGGUUGUAUCCACUGGUUUGCCAGCAAAUACCCAAGAAAGAUGUAACUGAGUGAUUAAUGGAAGGUGGAAGCAGAACAGUGGUGAUACACAGAGCUUUUUUCCCCUCAAAGUACAAGAAUUUUAAAUGACUAUUAAAGGCUUCCAUUUGGCAAAGAAGAUUCAGGGUUUGCGUCUGUUGCAGUUUCAAAGUAUGAAUGGAAUUUUAAAUUUCUUUGGCAAUCACUUGAAAUAAAGGAUUUGGAGGGAACAAACAAAUGUGAGUUUUGUCACAUUCUGAUUUAGGGACUAAUGCUGGUAAUGAUCAAAUACGUUUUAUUUGGAAGUAAUGCAUAUGAUGUGAAUACAAAGACAUUUCUGUAUACUUAUUUCAUUUUACCAAUUCUCAAGGUGUCAGCAGGCUCUUCCAAUAAAUAAAUAAAUAACUGGACUGAAACUAGAACUAGUCUUUUCCUGAGUGAUACUAAGUUUUAUCGUAAGGGAUGAUGUAGGCGGCAAGAAGAGGAAAUUGUCAUGUUUAUCCCCAUUAUUGACCCCCUGCCAAUAAGCAUACAAUGGAGAAGUGUAAUCAGUGUAUUAUCAAAUCAAGGAUGUAUACUGGAAGCAAUGUGAGAGAAUCUUUAGAGAUGGGGUGGGGAAGAGUUAUAACACUUCCAAUUACGUUGGGAUUUUGAAAUGGGACAUGUUUGUUUAUUCUGCACCAUAUUUUUGCCCUGAUGCAUUAUUUUGUAAACAUUAAAUUGUACAGCCAAGCAGUUCCAAAAUACAUAUUUCAUCCAAAUAUAUAACACUCUUAACUAGUAUGUUCUUCCAAUCGUCCAGAAUUUACGUGGUCACAGGGAUGUACACAUAAAGAUGGAGCAACAAUUUUAAUAUGUAGAAUAGUGCUGAACAAAUAUUAUUGAAUUGCUGAUUUUUGGUAGUGAUCAAAAAAGAACCUGUUAUUCAGAGCACACUACAUUCAAGAUGACCGAUUUAAUACAAAACAUCAGGUUUAUCUGCCCCAAAAUAUAUUACCUUUGCAUGGUAUUGUCUAGAUUUGGGUAUUUAAUUGAAAACCAUCUCUAACUAUUAUGUGAAAGUUCUAACUAUAACUUGGGGGACAAACAGGGAAUAAAAAUACCCAUCAGCUUAAAAUUUCCCAGAUCCAUUUUUUUUGUAGUAGCAUGUUUUAUAGUUUCUUCAAGACCUUACACAACACUGCUGGGUUGGAGCUAUUUACAAACUGAUCAAAAUACUUCUACUGCAGUACAAUAUGGCAAAGCCAGUAAUGCAAGAAUGAUCAAACAAUUCUCACAUUUCUCAGCCAUCUCUAAUGAUUGGACAACAAUGCUUUGUCCCCAUAACAACUCUUGCCAAUUUACAGAAGGAAAGACGAUUACUUUAAACUACGGACAAUUUUUUUUAAGCUCAAAUGGGGAAAUUCAACCUUUCAGGGAAUAUUUGUAGAAAGAGAAACAGAACUAAUGUCUCAUACUAAAGGGUUUUCAACCUGAAACAUAAUUUCUCUUUCCACAGAUGCUGUCUGACCUGCUAAGUGUUUCCAUCAUUUUGCUGAUUUUAUUUCAGAUUUCGAGCACCUGCAUUUUUUUUAAUUUUCAGUUUUAAUUUCAGGGACUACAAUAUUAUUUGUGGCACUUGUUAAUUAAACCAUUUCUGAUAAAACUCUAGGAUUUUAUUUGAUGUUUGAAAAUAGGUUAUAAAUUAAACAGUAGCUUAUUUGGACUAAUGCACUGACAUAAGCUUCAGAAAAUGUGGAUAACAAUAUAUUGGUACACAUGUUCAUUGUAUUAAGUAUGUGGCUGAAAAACAGUCACAGAUGAAGAAAGCAAAAAGAAAAUAGGAUUCAAAUGCGCAUUAUCUUUUAUUACUCAUGAUUAACUGGAGCAGAGGCAUCAAGUAAAAUUAAAUUCCAAAUGUAUUACGUAUCAUAUUACCUAAAAUGACAAUUUAAUUUUGUUGGGCAUAUAGGAAUAGAUUAGCAGUUAUCGUCCAUACUAAUUGCUCUAAGGAAACACUCAGCUUUCCAUUUAUUGAACUGCUGCAGAUUUUGUGAAGGAAUUUUUCCAUUUUAUGUUUUGGUCGAGGCCGUUGACCUAGUGGCAAUAAAGGGGCAUGAAUUUCAUUUCCAAGUCAUGAUGGACAUGCAGUUGAUUGAUGGGCAUUCAUUUGCUCCUGUUCUGCAAAGGAUGGUUGGUUACAGGAUACUGCUAGGAUGGCUGGGCUGAUAAGAUUGGUCACCAAUAAAUACCAGCCUUCUAAUUUCUGGGGAAUUCUAAUAGAAGAGUCUCUGUUGGUCAAAAUAUGUUUAUGGAGUGUGAUUAGGUCAAGCUGUUCCUUAAAUAAUGUGCAGAAUAACUCCACAUUUACCUGCACUUGAGGAAGGUGUAGAAUGGACUGGUGGUAUCCUAAACCAAUGCAUGGUCUAUGUGGCUUUAUUUGUGUCACUGUGGUUUGGUUUAACUAUUAGACUGUCCAGGACUCUUUGUUUGGGCCAGACCCAGGUAGACUGACAGAAUACCUAGUCAAUCAGAUGGAAUUUUAUGAUCACUGAUCAUAACAGAUUUCAGAUAUUUAAUUAACUAAGUUUCGAGGCUGCAAUAUAGGAUUUGCAAUCUCCAUAUCUUCAGUUCAGGCUAUGUUGUUGUUCAAAUGGACUACAAACUACUGUGCUGCUGUUCAUUUCUGGUUAAUUGCAAUUGCUAAAGAAAAUGAGUGAAUGGGGAAAAGCAAAUUUGGGACUGUUUUAGUUUUACACACGUGGGAAUUUUUGGGCAUGCAUAAUAUAUACAAUGUUAAAGUUUACUAGUGUAAUCUUUCUCUAUUGCACAUUUUAGUGAAACGGGUAGCAUUGAUGAUGAAAGUUGCAAUGCAGGAUAGUAAUUUACCUGAUAAUUGCUAUUUUUUAAAGAGUAGACUAUUUCAGCCUUUGACAAAACUAUGUAUGUACCUUAAUUCUAAUUAUUAACUUGUUGGCAGUUUAUUUUGUUCAAUAAUCAAAAAUGAUAUUACUCUAUUCCACUCUUUCAAGUUUAAUUUUACGAUGUUCUGUUAAAACUGAUCUAUUAGCUCAGAGCUACUUCUGUCUCCCAAGUUAUGUCUGUGCCCUUUUUGAAUAAAUAUCUUUCUAAUGUA
This is a messenger RNA of Amblyraja radiata (thorny skate), 12580 nucleotides long. It is a transcript of the gene pds5a, whose product is annotated as PDS5 cohesin associated factor A. The record is from RefSeq and is a predicted model, not a curated record. Lineage: Eukaryota; Metazoa; Chordata; Chondrichthyes; Rajiformes; Rajidae. Gene Ontology annotation, cellular component: nucleus; chromatin. Bases 1302 to 5558 code for a protein of 1418 amino acids. The transcript has 35 exons. Gene Ontology annotation, biological process: mitotic sister chromatid cohesion; DNA repair.